CAUCUGUUUCUAUUUCUAUAGUGAUGACGACGCUCCGAUAAUCUCUCCUCAUUAAAAUCUAGGGUUUCGCCACGACUACCCCUAGAUCCCAGUUCACAAGAUAAAGCCCUUAUAGAUACAAUUUUGGGUGUGUUUAGGGUUUCGAUUUUGAUUAAUUUUCUAAUUUUGGCUUGCGGAAAUUUUGGGUUCUUCGUUACGAUAUUUUUGUUCCUUAAUUGGGCGAAUUGGAGUUUGCUUCGCUAGCAAGUUUUGGUUUUGAUUGUGAGAUUUGGGGCUUGUUGAGUUUUAGGUAAUUGGUGUUUUGGGUUUUAGGGUUUUCGUUAUUCGCAUUUAUUUGUUGGGUUUUUGAAUUGAGGGAUUGGGGAUUUAGGGUUUUUGUUGUUGGGGAAUGGCGACACUUGGUGGUGCGGAAGAGGUUGAGUAUGACAGUGAUCCAGAGGAGGCGAAGCGAUCCCUUGCGAUGCGGAGGAGGGAAGCGAGCGAUGAUGAGGAAGGUGAGGGAGAGGGUAAUGAAAAGUUGAGGGUUGAUCGUAGGCCUGUUAUUCAUUCUGAUGAAUCCGACGGACAGGGUGGGGCAGCGGAGUACGAUGACGAUGAAGAAGAAGAAUUGGGCUUAGUAGAUGAUGAAGAGGAUGAGGGUGGUGAGAUUGACGAAGAAGAAGAAUUUGAUGAAGAAGAGGUGUAUGAAGCGAGUGGGAAUGAGCGUAAUGGUGGGGUCCCGGCUUCGGUGGCUGCAAUUCCAAAGGAACCUGUUGGUGAUGGUAGGAGGCCUGUGGAAGAGUCAGAAGACGCCCAAGUGGGAAGUCAGGCCGAGGGGGAGGAGGAGGAGGAGGAGAAGAAGGAGAACGAACCUUUUGCUGUGCCCACAGCGGGAGCUUUUUACAUGCAUGAUGACAGGUUUAGGGACAAUGCCGGUGGCCGACACAGGCGAACUCAUGGCGGGAGGAAGUUGUGGGAGUCCAAAGAUGAGAGGAAGUGGGGCCAUGACAAAUUUGAAGAGUUAACUUUGCAGGACAGACAUUAUCAGGAGGGAAGGAGAUCUUCCAAGAGCAAUUAUAGAGGUCGGGGUAGAAAUUCAAAUCGUGGUGUUGACCGUAGUGCUGACAAUGGGUAUGGUAGAGGAAACAGACCUAAAUCAUACAACAACAGUACUAAUCAGAGCCAGGUACCCAAGGGUGUCAGGGGAAAGGGGCUCAGGAAGUAUGAACCUGCUACAAGGAACAACAGUCAGUUAUCAUCAAUGUUAAACAAACAGCCUGGGAGGCCUUUUGAGAAACCUUCAAAUUCUAAUUCAGCCAGAGCUUUCACCCCUGCAUCCAAUGCUGAAUUUGACACCGUUACUUCUAGGAAAAAUGUCUUCGCAUCAAGCUUGAAUUCAGCUUCCCCUCCUUUUUACCCAUCGGGCUCCUCCAGUAAAGAGAUCUCCCUUACGCAGAAAAGGGAUGUUCAAACUGGAAGUACUAACAGGAGUCUUCGCCCAUCUGCUGUGGAUAAUGCUUUGCUGCGAGGAAAGAAUAUUCCGGAGUCUGUUGGCAUGGACAAGCUCAACAUUGAUGAUUCCAUCAGUUCAGUUGCUGGGAAAACAUUGAGUAAUAUCAAUACGCAAGUGUCACCUUCAGGAGCGGCAUUGAAUACAGUUAAUACCACUCAGUCUUCUCAGUCCAGGAUUCAGGGUAGGGCUGUCAUCCCUGGACAGAUGACUUAUCAACCAAGUCCUCAUAACCAGGCCAUAAGAGGUUCAUUGUCAGCACAGCCACAUGCUGUUCAGCGAAAUCUAGUUCAAGGUCGAGGACAAACUUUUGUGCAAGCUUCUGCACAGCAAUCGGGACCGCGUCCUGGUAGUGGUUCUCAAUCUUCCUCUCCACCAAACACAGCUUUGUCAAUAAAUUCCUUUGAAACUGGUGAAGUGGAUUCAUCUUCAGAGGUAAAUAAAUCUAAAACAGCUCUGGUUGCAAAGGGAAAAGGUGUUGUUCAAGGUAAUGGAAGGGGCUCUGUUAUGUAUGGUGGGGCCCAGGUUAUUGGAGCCACAGGUAGCAUGGGUGUUAGUCAUGGAGAUCAGAACUUCCCUGGUGCUCCGGCCUUUCUUCCAGUCAUGCAAUUUGGAGGUCAGCAUCCUGGUGGUAUUGGGGUUCCUGCUGUUGGGAUGGCAUUUCCUGGAUAUGUUGCUCAGCCACAGGGUCUUGGUCUGGGAAAUUCUGAGAUGACAUGGUUACCAGUUCUGGCUGGUGCUGCAGGAGCCUACUGUUCACCUUAUAUUGCUGUUGAUGGUUCUUACCAUGCUCGCCCAUCUGGACAGUCAUCUUCUGGAGGUGCCCCAAGCAAAGAAAAUAUUGUGAGCAAAAACGGUAAUGAAUGGAAGUCUCCACAAAAGCCUGACUCUGUGAAUGAUGAAUUUGGACAGCGACAAAAUAAGCCUCGCAGAUAUUCAGAGAUGAACUUUGGUCAAUGAUACUUAAAUAGGAUGGAGCUUGUUUGAAUAAUCAGAUUAAAGUUUUAUUUUGCUUGAAUAAAACUGUCUUUACUUUGGGCUUCGGAAACUUCUGGGCUUGUGAGAAACUGGUAUCUCAGGCCUUCCUCUAGGUCCUCUGUGUUUUCCGGCUUUAUUCUGGGGCACUUUGGGCCGCAAUGUGUUACAACAUAUGUUAGUUAUGUAUGGCAAACGCCUCUCAAUGCUGCAUUCAGUUUAAGAUCAAUAUUGCAGCUUGACAGGUGGCAGUUCCUCAUUAAAAUGUGCGGUUUUCUUGUUGCUUGUUUUUUUAGGUGAAGCUUGUGAGAAAUGCAGGCAGGCUUCUCUUUGAUCCAUAUACCCAAAAAAAGGAAAAAUAAGAAAAGAAAAGAAAAAAUAGGGCAAGAAUUAUUGUGCAGAGCUGCUGUUACCUUGGUGAAGCUUUUUCUUUAUAUUCUUAGUAUAAAUGGUGCAUAUUGGUUUUCUUAUUCAUUUUAGCUACUUUCCUGGUUUUGAAUUUGAAAUAACUUCUCAUUUGGUUGAUGACUGAAACUACUAUGGUGGGGAUUAUAAUGAAUUGGGUAGAGUGUUCAUGUGAUGAGUGAGUUGAUGUUUUCUUUUAACUAUUUAGCAAAGUUCAUCAUACGAAAGACUGGUGUUCUUUUGCAAUGGAAUGCAAAGAUUUGGCUAUAGUGACUGGUUUCUCAAAGUUUGGGUGUUCUUUCCAUUUAAAUCUUAAUAAACUCGCUAGUGUGAAAAAACAUUAUGAAUGUAAUGAAAGUCUCGUAUCUGUUGUUA
Molecule: messenger RNA, 3244 nt
Organism: Humulus lupulus (European hop)
Lineage: Eukaryota; Viridiplantae; Streptophyta; Magnoliopsida; Rosales; Cannabaceae
Product: protein MLN51 homolog
Exons: 11
Coding region: 389-2449 (686 amino acids)
Biological process (GO): mRNA processing
Cellular component (GO): exon-exon junction complex
Molecular function (GO): mRNA binding
Source: RefSeq, a predicted model, not a curated record